GGCACGACAAGGUAUUGAAAAUAGUGCUAGAGUUUUCGUGCUAACCUUACUGAAAUUACUUAAUAAGUGUCAGAAAGGAAUAAUAGUCAUAGUUAUAACGUAUAAAGUGUUAUCAAAUUGAUUUAUAAGAUUAUACAUAUAUUUCUUUUAUUAAUAAAGCUAUAUUUGUUUUGAUUACUACUUUGCUAUAAAUAUGUUACGAUUAAGUAUUCUACAAAGUGUAAAUGGAGCAAUUUUAAAAUUGAAUACCAACGAAAAUAGAUUUUUAACCAAAUGUAUGAACAAUUUAAAGACAAGCAAUGGAAUAGCAGAAACAAAAGAUACAUCUGAACUGCAGGAUACUACAAUAUUCUCUGAUAUUGAUGGUGAUGUGCAUAAACAAAUCAAAGAUAAGGAAGCUGCGUUACAAAAGCAACAAACAGAUUCUAAGUUAUCAACUCAAAAAUCAAUAUCUAUUUUUGGUUCUGAGACAGUUAAGGAUAGUGGAUUACAGUACAUUAAAAAUAAUAAAGAUUUAAAAAUUCCAACUGUAGCAUACAUUCUUAGCGAAACCAUGUCUCCCAUAGUAAAAGCUGCUUUAGAAAAGUGGAAGAAAAAUAUGAUUGAUAUAUAUGGAGAAGAGCAUUUUAAGACACGCUGUAAAGGUCUAUUGGACAGUAGUAAAUUAUUUUACUCUUAUGUGCAAGUGAUGCUUUCAAAGAAAGAAAGUGAAAUUCCAUCUUCUAUCAAACCAAUAUACUCUAGUAUAAAACCACUAUUAAACGAUAUACAAAUUUUUCAUGGAAUUGAGACAAAUGUGGUACAUCCAAUAUUGAGAUACAAAAGCAUCAUAGAUUGUAUUGCUUCCUAUAGAGGUUACACAUAUUUAAUUGAUUGGAAAAAGUCAGCGAAACGGAAAACAUCGCUUGCAGCAACUUAUGAUGCACCUAUACAAGUUGCUGCUUAUAUUGGAGCUAUUAAUGCCUUCAAUAAAUACUCAUUUAAGAUAGAUAAAGGUUUGAUCAUUGUUGCUUAUACAAGUGGUGAACCUGCUAGUAUUCAUGAAUUGAAGGAUGAUGCCUUAGAAAAGGCAUGGGGAGAAUGGUUGAAUAGGUUGGAACAGUUUCAUGCAAAUUGUAACAAAGACAGUUUAAAUACUUAAUUUAUAUUUGUAAAUUAAAAUAGGGUACAUAUUAUACUACUUAUAUAUUUCACUGAAGUAGUUUCGUACUAUUUUUGUAUAAAUAAAAUCAUAUUGCUUGCAGCAACAAAUAUUUUUUUAUUUGAAAGAUUAUAAAAGAUGAGUAUUCUUUUAUUGUAGCAAAAAAGAGAAAGGUGUUCCUGGCUAUAUACUGCUUUAUCUUAUUCAAAAAUAAAAAACCCAACAAUUUA
Bombus pyrosoma is the source of this 1371-nucleotide messenger RNA. RefSeq names its product mitochondrial genome maintenance exonuclease 1-like. NCBI's taxonomy places the organism in Eukaryota, Metazoa, Arthropoda, Insecta, Hymenoptera, Apidae. The transcript is spliced from 4 exons. Gene Ontology annotation, molecular function: single-stranded DNA exodeoxyribonuclease activity. Gene Ontology annotation, cellular component: mitochondrion. Gene Ontology annotation, biological process: mitochondrial DNA replication. The coding region runs from base 194 to 1141 and encodes 315 amino acids. The record is from RefSeq and is a predicted model, not a curated record.